GUUGUAAUAUCCGUUCUAGAACAGAACUAGCUAGCUUGCUGGUAAAUAUGAAUGUGAGGUAUGGUGAGUGAGACCAAACUAAAUAAUUUCGUAACACGUCAUUGGAAUUGCCAAACCACCUCUUUUUUUCGAAUGGUUUUCUGUUGCGCCUCACCGAACAAGUCGUAGCACAAACAAGCAAAAGAGAUGACUGAGAAUUUCGACCGAACUCCAGGCGCAGGUAGAGUCCGUAUAAAGCCAAGAAGGCCCGGCCUCGCAGAUGUAGGAGACUCCACAUCUGUUUUCAACGAGAGUGAGCCUCUACGGCAACCUCGGACGUCUCCACCUUUGACUGAGAACACAAACACUAGUGAAGCUAUCGGGGGAGAAAGCAGAAGACCAAGCAAACCCCACCAAGUCAUUCACAACAACAGCACUCCUGCCUCCAAAGUGAAAAGUGUGGAGACUCUGGUGAAGACCUCCAUUCUGUCAGCCAAUGCACUGGAGUUCUACCCUGCCAGCUUCUCCCCCUAUGAGGAUGGUAGUGAUGGCUAUUAUACUGAGACGACAUUGGCUGAAUUGGUUGAGGAGUUUCUCAGCCACCUAAACUCCUCGCCGGGGUCCUUUGAGAUGGACAUUGAGUACAUAGUAAACAUGCUGAACAGCUGGGUCACUACUGAGGAGACGCUGCAAGAACUGGUGGAACUCAUUUAUACACAAUCUACUGCUAUCCCCAAUUUCUCGUACACAGGGGCAAGGCUCUGUAACUUUCUGUCUCAUAACCUCGUACUCAGCCCAGCAAGUGGAAACUUUCGUCAGCUGUUACUUAAACGGUGUCAGACAGAGUAUGAACAGAGGGAUGUAGCGGUGCGGGGGGACCAGGAGACACAGAAGAAGUUCCAUGCCUAUGUGCUCUUUCUGGGGGAGCUCUACCUCAGACUAGAGGUGAAGAGUGCAAAGGGGCCUCCUUCCCGUGCUGAGAUCCUGCUAACCGCCCUGAGGGACCUGAUGGAUGCCCUCUUAUCUAACCCAGUGGACGGAAACCUAAUCUGUGCUGUCAAACUGCUCAAGUUGACAGGCUCGGUUCUGGAGGAUGCAUGGAAAGAAAACGGGAAGUCUGACAUGGACCAGCUAACCCAGAGGAUUGAGAACAUCUUACUGGACUCCCAGUGCAGCAGAGAUGUGAAGCAGAUGUUAUUGCGGCUGGUGGAGCUGAGGUCUAGUAACUGGGGCAGAGUCCACGCUGCUGCUGCUGCCGACGCUACACCUGACAAUGACCCCAAUUACUUUAUGAAUGAGCCUACGUUCUACACUGCAGACGGCACUCCCUUCACCGCAGCCGACCCUGAAUAUUCAGAAAAAUACCAGGAGAUCCUAGAUAGGGAAGAUGACUAUUUCCCAGAGGAUUGUGAAGAGAAUGGAAAUGAAUCAUCGUUCAAUGACGAGGAUGAGAUGGACCCUGAGAUCGAGGAAGCUUUUGAGAAGUUCUGCCUAGAGUCAGAGAGGAGACAGCGACAAUGAGACCAGCAUGAGAGUGCUGCGAGAGACUGAACUGGCACAUACCUUUCGUGUUUGACUUGCUGGAAUGUUUGCGACUGGAAAAAAUCAAAGAACAAGCGAUAUGUUUUUUUUUUGGGGGGGGGGGGACAAUACAGUGCAUAGUUUGCUCUUCGUGGCACUUCACUUACAGGUUUUUUUUCUGGCUGGGAUUUGUGUUGGUUGGAAGAUAUGGUACAAUCAACUGGAUCAAUAAUCUGCUGAGUUAUACCGACUGUUUUGAGUUUGGCUUUUUUGGGGGGUGGGGGAGUUCCUUCUCUGCUUUUGAUUAUUUCAGAAAGACGUAUUUCCCUUGCUCUUCAUCUUAAUGCCGCAGGGGAAAUGUGUGCUGUGGAUUUCAAACACUACUACGGCUGUGUUUACACAGACACCUUAAAAACCCAACUCUAGAUAUAGAAAGAAAAUCAAUAUUAUUUUCCGACUGUCCACACUCAGUUUUACAUGUGACCCAUAUCAGAUUUGCGCAUUUACACUGAUGUAGCCUCUGAAGUAGCACACGGAUUAAAUGCUAUUACUGUUACUUUACAUUUUGGGGUGGUUGUUCUGAUGACUGCAGGUAAUGUGCCAACAAACAAAAAACUUCUGAGCAAAACUCUGAUCUGAGCGUCCAGACUGAGGUCACAUAUAGAUAAUCAGAAUUGUAUCAGGAUUGAGAUCCACAUAUGGAUGUGGUAUUAAUCUGAAGUCAAAAGAUCAGAUUCCAUGGGGUUUUGUGCUGUUUACACAUUAGGGGAAAUAGCAGAUGGGUGUCAGAUGUGCAAAUAAUUGACAAUCUGAAUAGGCUGCUAUGUCAUCAAAUGUGUGUGGAGUUUGAUUGCAUAUUAACUGUAUAAUCAAUGACAACAUAGGGUUCAGCUACAGGGAAUACUGCAGGGGCUUAUUCAGUUGGAGGCAACACUCAGACUAUUGCAGAUACAAAUGUGAUGUAUAGAACGGAUACUGCACUGCAUCGGAUGUUGCAACAGGGUAAAUAAAUACAGUGUUCAAGAGAAUUGUCUGUUCUAUAUAGUACAUCUCUGCUUUCAAUGUUCUGAAUGUUGCACUACUGAACUCCAGGGCCGUUUGUUAAUUAUACAUCUGAGGAGUUGGCCAUUUAUUUCAGUUUGAUGGUCAACCACCCUUUAUCAGGCUAUGCAUUUUAAGGUGGUGGAUUUGUGAAACUAACAAAUGAGCUUCAAAUACUGAAUACCAACAAGUGGCAGAAAACUGGCCAUAAAAGAGAACUCAAAUGUUGCUUAAACUUUAGGGGUGUUUUUGUUCUUUCUUUUACAGGUUCAAAUUAGCCUUUUUAGAAUGUUAAGUUAUUUAACAGAAUUGUUGAGUAGUACUGUCUGUUGCUGGGAAGUGGGAACGGUAUUGUUUUGAAUCCAAUUUGUCAGUUGAACACGGCUUUAAACCUUUUGCAGUAGGCAGUUUGGAACUGUGAUUAAGAAACCACUGCAACAUAAAUCUCUCAGGGUGGAUUCCACAGCAAAUUUAAAGUUGUUUUUACCAUCAUCAAUUGAUGAAACACAUUAAAAGGAAUGUUUGUUUUAUAGUUUGUAAAUAUUCACAGUAUUGUUUGUCUGCAAUAAAUUAUUUAUAAUAUGAAUAUUUCACUGA
This is a messenger RNA of Coregonus clupeaformis (lake whitefish), 3138 nucleotides long. Its product is annotated as polyadenylate-binding protein-interacting protein 1. The coding region runs from base 187 to 1500 and encodes 437 amino acids. Gene Ontology annotation, molecular function: RNA binding; protein binding; translation activator activity. The transcript has 11 exons. Gene Ontology annotation, biological process: regulation of translational initiation. NCBI's taxonomy places the organism in Eukaryota, Metazoa, Chordata, Actinopteri, Salmoniformes, Salmonidae. The record is from RefSeq and is a predicted model, not a curated record.